GCCCACAGUGGGUGCCCUGGACGAAGGUCACGUCAAUGCCAGAUGGCAACACUACCCUGGGGGGACCAACAGGGAAACUCAUGGAAGUUCUUGCAAAAGUCAUGAUGUUUAAAUAUGAGUUGGUGAGGCCUCCUGACGGACUGUGGGGAGCUGAGCAGCCUGACAAGAGCUGGUCUGGCAUGAUGGGCAUGGUGUACCGGGAGGAGGUGGAGUUCGCCUUGGGCCCAUUCACCAUCACGCCGCAGCGAGAGGCUGUGAGUGACUUUGCCAUUCCAUUGGCCAGCGAGAAUCAGGCAAUCAUCAUGCAGAGGCCACGGCAAGAGACGGACAUGGGAGGCUUCCUGAAGGCGUUCACGACAGAGGUGUGGCUUCUGACGGCACUGAGUGUGGCAGCGAUCAGCUCCGCCACCAUUCUGCUGGUGAGGGCAGAGAGUCGCGUGUUUGGCCGCGCUAUCAAAAACAUCACGUCCCACUCCAUGCUUUGGGUGGUGAAGGCGCUCACACAAGAAGGCUCCGAAUGGCUACCAGAAGAUAACGCAGGCCGCGUGCUGGUUACCACCUGGCUACUGGCGUCCAUGGUGUUCAUGUCUUCUUACGGCGGCAUCCUCACCGCCAUGCUCACAGUGCCGCGGGUCACCAUCUCCAUCGACUCCCUGGCAGACCUGGUGGCGCAGGACGACCUGCCCUGGAGGCUGGAGGCGGGCUCCAUGACGCCUCGGUUCUUGAUGGAGUCCGGCGAGCCAGUGCGGCAACGAGUGGUGACGGGGGCGUCUGGCACCUUCCCGGACUGUUGGUCGGCACGUCAGUCCAUCGUUGACGGAGAGUUCGUGGCGAUCUGUGACGAGACCACCAUGAAGAAAGCGAUGGCGUGGGACUUCAGCACCUCCGGGGAGUGCCACCUUUACAUCGCAAAGGAAAAAGUUUACUCCAGCGCCUGGAUGGCUGUCGCCUUCAAGAGAAACUCCUCAUUCCUCGCACAGGCAAACGUCAUCAUCCGGACCCUGAAGGAGGCGGGGAUGGUGGACCACUGGCUGGGGCAGGAGAUCGUCAGUACCCCGCAGUGCCUCAGAUCCCCAACGCUGGACCGCCAGGAGGGUGUUGCGCCCCUCGACCUGGAGACUCUGCUCGGCCCGCUGCUGGUGCUGGCGGCAGGUCUGAGCUUCGCCUCACUCGUCUUUCUGGGCGAACUGCUGGUGACAGGCCGCUCCUGACGAAGUGGCCUCUUGAUUCUUACCAUCGCUGAUCACCGACAAACAACGCUGCUCAAAUUAACAUUUAUUUGUAUCAAUAUAAAUUUACCACAAUUUUUCAAGUACAAUUCUUCAUUUUAAUUUCUUUCUUAAUCAUACUCAGCAAAGAUAGACACAAUAGUUUUAUACUAUCAAGAUACCAUGGAAUUGAAAAUCGAAAUUUUAAGUAGAAAUGUGGUAUAUAUUCUAAUAUCUUUAUUAAGUAAAAAUGUAACAUUCAGAAUCUAUGUUAUGUAACUGAAGAUUAAUGUAUAACUUUUCUUUCAAAUUUUGAUAAACCAUAUUAUUUUUCUGUUGAUGUAUUACCUUAAGAAUACAA
This is a messenger RNA of Portunus trituberculatus (swimming crab), 1569 nucleotides long. Its product is annotated as glutamate receptor ionotropic, delta-1-like. Gene Ontology annotation, molecular function: glutamate-gated receptor activity. The record is from RefSeq and is a predicted model, not a curated record. Gene Ontology annotation, cellular component: membrane. NCBI's taxonomy places the organism in Eukaryota, Metazoa, Arthropoda, Malacostraca, Decapoda, Portunidae. Bases 36 to 1211 code for a protein of 391 amino acids. The transcript has 9 exons.